UUGCUUUUUCCACUUUUUUUCAUGUGUUAAGCAAACUAUUUUACUUUCCUUUACCAAUAUCCCGAUCUUUGUCUUCAUUCUUUUCUUCAUCUACAUAUUUACUCCCACCUUUGUCAUUAUCAGGGCUGGCAAAAAUAUGCAAAUUCUUGAAAAAGCUUAAUCUGCGUAUUUUUUUGGAAAUUUUGUUGGUUUUCUCAUAUACUCGACUUACGUGCAUAUUUUUGCAUAUUUGGAAACAUUUCAUAUAUUUUCGGCGAAAAAGAGACGAUAGGUUCGUGAAAAAGGGGCAUUCAUGCAUAUGUUUUUUAUAAUCCUGCUACCAGCUUGUAUGAAUUCGCCUUGAUACAAUGCAAGUAUACAUACAUACUACAUACUAAUAAAGCUAGGAGAGUUUAUUAAGGCAAUUUUGGUAGUUUCAUGGUAGGUAUAACAAAGUUUCAAACAAACGGUUUGACAUUAUAUAUUACAAAAAAAAAACUUGAAAGUAUUUUGGCCAGAAGCCUUGGCUAUACCACAAUUGCUAAUAUUAGAGAUAUUUAAUUUUCGGGCUCCGCAACUAGGAGUGAAGAUCUAUCGAAAUACUCCCAAGCAGGAUUCAGUUUAUUUAAAUUUUGUCCAACUACAUACAUCUACGGAAGUGGAAAGGAGUUUUUCGAUUUAUUCAAUAAUUUUAAAUGACCAGAGAAGGUCAUUUCGAUUGAUAAUUUAAAAAGCAUGUUAUUUUACACUGUAAUUCCGAGAUUAUUGAAUAAAAAUAUUGUAAAAAUUAGAUAAAGGCUCAUUGAUUUAGCAUAUUUAAUAGCACAUUCUGGUGAUUUAUUGAGCUUUUUAUGGCGCAUAUUUUCAGGUUUUUCAGACAUAUUUUUGCCAGCCCUGGUCAUUAUAUCAAGUAUUAAAUUUACAUUCGUCUUUGUAUUUAUCUCUAAGUUUCUUUACAUUUAUUUGAGUCUUCUUCAUCUACAUAUUCAAAUUUACCUUCAUCCCUGUAUUAAUCUUUACCUAAAUCUUGCGAUUUGUACAUUUUGCAGUCAUAGAGUGGUGCUACCUAGUAAUUUUGAUCGAGAAUGACUUCAGCUCGAUAACAACUUUUCUAUAAACAUACUAAUAUGAAAUUUGAGUCAUUUUGCGCUUAUAUAAUUCUUUACACCUUAGAAGUUUGAUUUAGCCGUAAAAGGGGUGUAAAGAAAACAUGUUUGCCUAUCUAUAUAUAAGAUUUACUAAAACAAGGUUUCUUGGGGCCUGGUCCGGCACACGCCGUGCAUGGUCAUACAUACAUUUUUAUUUAUUUACAUAUGUAAACAAACAUACAUGUACAUAUCUAUUCCAAUUUUUUCAUACAUAAAUAUGUACAAACAUUCACAAAUAUUCUUAUUAAUACUAAUAAUCAUAUUUUACUCUUAUAUCGCUGCUCCAAAAAUUUGCAACCUACUGGAUUCCUGGACUUAACUUCAUACUUUCUUCGAACAUUUUUGUAUUGUUUUUUUUUUCAUUUUUCUUUCCACUUUGCUCUUUAUUUGUUCUGAUAUAACAGCUCGAAUAUGACUUCAACUCAAACAGCCUUGCGGUCACCGUUAUACAAGCUGAAGAAUUGCCAGCUCUUGAUAUGGGCGGAACGUCGGAUCCAUAUGUUAAAGUUUAUCUGCUGCCUGACAAGAAAAAGAAAUUCGAAACGAAAGUACAUCGCAAAACGUUGAGCCCCGUCUUUAAUGAAACGUUUACAUUUAAGGGCUUACCUUAUGCCGAUGCCAUGAACAAGACUCUCGUCUUCGCUAUCUUCGAUUUCGAUCGUUUCUCCAAACACGAUCAAAUUGGCGAAGUUAAGGUACCACUCUGCACUAUUGAUUUGGCGCAAACUAUAGAGGAAUGGAGAGAUUUGGUCAGCGUUGAAGGUGAAGGCGGACAGACCACCCUAAUGUACACACAGAAAUCGGCUGGCGCGCAUAGAGCAGCAAGGCAGAGAGAAGUGAAGCUACGGGUGUUCGCACAGAAUGAUGCGAAGCGGUGUUUUCAAUGAAAAUAGACUGAAAUAUAUAUUUACAUAUGCAUGUGUGUAUGUGAUUCAAAAAUAAGCUGUGCAGAAUUUGGUUGGAGUAUGCUAAAGGCUCUGUUAUGCAUACUUGGCAUUGCAUGCACUGCUAUACCAUUCUUACGUAGAA
Molecule: messenger RNA, 2156 nt
Organism: Rhagoletis pomonella (apple maggot)
Lineage: Eukaryota; Metazoa; Arthropoda; Insecta; Diptera; Tephritidae
Product: synaptotagmin 1-like
Exons: 3
Coding region: 1604-2014 (136 amino acids)
Biological process (GO): regulation of calcium ion-dependent exocytosis; synaptic vesicle endocytosis; calcium ion-regulated exocytosis of neurotransmitter
Cellular component (GO): synaptic vesicle membrane; dense core granule; axon
Molecular function (GO): calcium-dependent phospholipid binding; clathrin binding; phosphatidylserine binding
Source: RefSeq, a predicted model, not a curated record